Protopolystoma xenopodis is the source of this 675-nucleotide messenger RNA. Lineage: Eukaryota; Metazoa; Platyhelminthes; Monogenea; Polystomatidea; Polystomatidae. The record is from the annotation of a GenBank genome assembly.
AUGUACCUGUUCGAAACUGCUACUACUUGAGAAUUGGAACAUAAUCGUAUCGCAGUUGAUAUGAUACUCUCAAAAAUCGCAGAGGAUCUUCAGUCCACAUCGUGCCCUAAUCUUUCCUAUUCAGAUAUCCAAGGCCCAGUGGCUAGUGCAUAUCCCACUGGUUCUCCUUAUGCAGAUCCAUUGCAGACUCCUGGCGUAGCAGCUGCAGCGGCUGCGGCAGCCUGUCUCGCUGCCGCUGCUGCUACUGCCCAGCCACCUCCGCUUCCGCCCCCAGGCACCGCGUUGGUUCAACCCUGCUUCUCUGGAUUUCAACCAUCAGGACUCACUCUGGUUUCCCCCCUUCGGCCCAGUGACGGCUCAUCCUCUUUUCCACCAUCGAUUCUAGAGACUCCUUUUCAGGCGCACUCUUGCUUGCCCGCUGGAAUUCCAGGUGUUGGACCACUACCACUUCCCUGUCGUUCUACGAAUUCCACUCUCACCAAUCUUCCUCCCCUGGCCUCUAUCGUGCCGUUCUCGGCUUCACUGUCUUCCGGACAGGUUGCACCACAAUCUCCUCAAUUGUCGCUACCGAUGUCUAUUUCCAUUUCACAACCUUCAUUAGCCAGCUUUGCGACUUCUCACAGGCCUAGCGAACGCUACCCUAGUGGAGUUCCAAGCCUCUUCCCCAUACUAUAA